AUGGGCGCCUAUCUCUAUGGGCGCCUAUCUCUAUGGGCGCCUAUCUCUAUGGGCGCCUAUCUCUAUGGGCGCCUAUCUCUAUGGGCGCCUAUCUCUAUGGGCGCCUAUCCCUAUGGGCGCCUAUCUCUAUGGGCGUCUAUCUCUAGGGGGGCACCUAUCUCUAUAGGCGCCUAUCUCUAUGGGCCCUAUCUCUAUGGGCGCCUAUCUCUAGGGGCGCCUAUCUCUAUGGGCGCCUAUCUCUAUGGGCGGCCUAUCUCUAUGGGUGCCUAUCUCUAUGGGCGCCUAUCUCUAUGGCGCCUAUCUCUAUGGGCGCCUAUCGCUAUGAGGCGCCUGUCUCUAGGGGUGCCUAUCUCUAUGGCGCCUAUCUCUAGGGGCGCCUAUCUCUAG
Closterium sp. NIES-65 is the source of this 387-nucleotide messenger RNA. The record is from the annotation of a GenBank genome assembly. Lineage: Eukaryota; Viridiplantae; Streptophyta; Zygnematophyceae; Desmidiales; Closteriaceae.